AUGAGUCUCAGCUUGGAAAAUGUACUUGGGCUUCACGUGAAAGUAACAAACUUGUUGGAUGUAGUUACGGAGGGUAAGAUAUACUCUUUCAACUCAUCAAAUAAUACCAUUACAUUGCAAACUAACAAGAAAAACCAAACGCCUUUGAGUUUCAAGAUCAUUAAAUGUUCAUUCAUUAAAGAUAUUGAGGUAAUUGGAGAUAAGCCUGUGUCAAAUUCAUUCAAGAAACAAUACAUCAAGCCAACAUUUAUUCAUAUUGAGAGAGUCACUGAAUUAUUGAACAAUAAGAUCGAAGAGGCUGGAAUCAAGGACCAAUUGAGGCGUCAAGGUAUUACUGAGGAGGGAGAAUUUAUAUUCAAUAUUAUCUAUAAGACCAUACCUGAUACAAAGUGGGUAGGUAAGACCAUUGUGAUAUUGGAUGACAUACAAGUGGAACCACCAUACAAAGUAGAAAAUAUUAAAUCUUUGCAUGAACCUAAUACAGGAUCUCUUGAUCUAAUAGAGAAAAUCGUGGCAAAUGGAUGGAAGAAGUUGCCCUCUAAAAUUGUUGAUAGCGAUGAAGAUAGUGACGAUAAAAAGGGUGGUUGA
Molecule: messenger RNA, 588 nt
Organism: Naumovozyma castellii
Lineage: Eukaryota; Fungi; Ascomycota; Saccharomycetes; Saccharomycetales; Saccharomycetaceae
Gene: LSM12
Product: Lsm12p
Exons: 1
Coding region: 1-588 (195 amino acids)
Source: RefSeq, a predicted model, not a curated record